UCCAAAAUGACUGAACUUUUUUCUUGUGAAAUUGAUCUAACUGAUUUACAGAACGAUCAAAUGAAAGAAUAUCCUUUUGAGAAAGACUCAAAAGUACUUAUUAUUAAACAGAAUAAUCAUAUUUAUGCGGUUUCAAAUAAGUGCACACAUUAUGGUGCACCCUUAGUCAAUGGGGUACUUAAUAAUGGAAAAAUAAGAUGCCCAUGGCAUGGUGCAUGUUUUAAUACCAAAACUGGGGAUAUUGAAGAUUUCCCUGGAUUGGAUGGAUUAACAUGCUUUAAUGUUGAACAAAUAAAUACCGAUAAAUAUAAAAUAUCAAAACUAUUGAAAGAAAAUAUUAAAUUUUCUAUAGAUAUCAAAAACAAUAAAACACUUAUAAUAGGAAGUGGUCCAUGUGGUUUAGAAUGUGCAGAAACUUUGAGAAGAGAAAAUUAUGAUGGUAACAUAACUCUAAUAUCUAAAGAUGAUUAUUUACCAUAUGACAGGCCAAAAUUAAGUAAAUCCACUGAUACAAGCAUUGAUAGUAUACAAUUAAGGAAACAAGAAUUCUUCAGAGAAAAUAGAAUAGAAGUUUUAUUAGGCAAGCCUAUAAAAGUGAUUGAUUUUGCCAAAAAACUUAUUGGGUUUGAUGAUAAUACUAAAUUAGAAUACGACAAUUUGAUGAUCGCGACGGGUUCUAUCCCCAUAACCUCGAAAGCCCCAGGCGCCGAUCUGAAAAACAUAUUUAUAUUGAGACGUUACCAAGAUGCCAGAAACAUUUUCGAUCAAAUCACUCUCAACAAACGGGUCGUUAUAGUCGGCAGUUCGUUUAUAGGCAUGGAAGUUGCAUCCGCCCUUACGGGAAAAGUGAAAUCUAUUACGGUGAUAACGAAAACCGAUGCUCCUUUCGCCACGUCUUUCGGUCCCGAAAUAGGAAACUUCAUCAAAAACAUGCACAUCCAAAACGGUAUUUACUUUGAAACCAACGUAGAAAUCGACGAGUUCGGUGGUGGUAAUAAUCCGGAAAAAACGAUUACCCACGUAUCUCUAUCCAACGGAAAAAUUUUACCUUGCGAUAUCUGCGUGCUGGGUCUCGGAGUCAAACCCGAUAAUAAUUUAUUCCGAUCGCCUCAAGACGCGAAUAACUCUCUGAACCUAAAUCUGAACCAGGACGGUUUUAUAGAGGUAGACGAGUAUAUGACCACAAACAUUCCCAACGUAUUCGCCGGGGGUGAUGUGGUCACCUUUCCCUUAUUUUUGUUAGAUAGGUCGGAGAAAAAUCGGAAUGUUAGUAUACAGCAUUGGCAGAUGGCUACGAAGCAUGGUCAAAUAGCGGCCUUGAACAUCCUCAAAAAGCGGGUAGUCAUCAAGAGCGUUCCCUAUUUUUGGACUGUCCAAUUUGGCAAAAGUUUUAGAUACGCUGGAUACUCACGAGGCUACGACAAAAUCAUCAUACAUCAGGAUGAUCACAAGUCAAAAUUAGUGGCAUUUUAUAUGAAAGAUAAGAUUGUUAGAGCAGUUCUAACAUUCAUGAAAGACCCGGUUGCUUCCUUGUUUGCCGAAAUUUUUUUGAGUGGCUCAAAAGUCGUCGAGCACGAUGUCAAUCUCUUAAAACCCCUAUUUGCUCAAGAUGAAAUCUACGUACAGGGUAUCAAAAAAUUUAUGGGACCAGAAAAAAUCAGUUAUCUAUAGAAAGCUUCAUGAUUAGAAAUACCCGUUAAAACCUGCAUUUAAUAAUUUUUACUUCCAUUUAUAUAUACAUUACAAGCGAAUUCAAUUACCUAACGCACGAUUUUACUUAAUAUAUCACGAAAUAUUUGAACUGCACUCCUAAAUUUUCAUUUUUAAAUGAAAUUUUAUGAUUAUAUUUAUCCUUUUAUAUCAUGUUAUAAUA
Gordionus sp. m RMFG-2023 is the source of this 1873-nucleotide messenger RNA. Its product is annotated as apoptosis-inducing factor 3-like. The transcript has 10 exons. Lineage: Eukaryota; Metazoa; Nematomorpha; Gordioida; Chordodea; Parachordodidae. Bases 7 to 1671 code for a protein of 554 amino acids. Gene Ontology annotation, cellular component: cytoplasm. The record is from RefSeq and is a predicted model, not a curated record. Gene Ontology annotation, molecular function: oxidoreductase activity, acting on NAD(P)H; 2 iron, 2 sulfur cluster binding; flavin adenine dinucleotide binding.